Messenger RNA from Pieris brassicae (large cabbage white), 3252 nucleotides. RefSeq names its product ras-related protein Rab-5B (gene Rab5). Lineage: Eukaryota; Metazoa; Arthropoda; Insecta; Lepidoptera; Pieridae. The transcript is spliced from 6 exons. Gene Ontology annotation, molecular function: GTP binding; GTPase activity. The record is from RefSeq and is a predicted model, not a curated record. Bases 16 to 684 code for a protein of 222 amino acids.
CACGACAGAAGAGACAUGAAUACCAGCGGAUGCAAUGAUGAGGCGAUGGCAACAAACAGAAGCGGUGCGCAGCGGCCAAACGGCGCGCCGCAGACGAAGGUCUGUCAGUUUAAGUUGGUGCUGUUAGGAGAGUCGGCGGUCGGCAAAUCAUCACUGGUGCUCCGGUUCGUCAAGGGACAGUUCCACGAGUACCAGGAGAGCACCAUUGGAGCCGCCUUCCUCACGCAGACCCUAUGUCUCGAUGACACUACUGUUAAGUUUGAGAUUUGGGAUACGGCAGGGCAGGAGAGAUAUCACAGUCUUGCCCCAAUGUACUACAGAGGAGCCCAGGCAGCUAUCGUAGUUUACGAUAUUACUAAUCAGGACACAUUCGGCCGAGCCAAGAACUGGGUAAAAGAACUGCAGAGGCAGGCGUCACCAUCAAUCGUGAUCGCACUCGCGGGUAACAAGAGCGACAUGGCAGCCAAACGUAUGGUGGAAUUUGAUGAGGCACAGGCCUACGCCGAUGAGAACGGUCUACUCUUCAUGGAGACCAGCGCCAAGACGGCAAUGAACGUCAACGAUAUCUUCCUAGCCAUUGCGAACAAGUUACCAAAGAGUGAGAGCGGCGGUGGCGGCGCGGCGGGCGGCGCGCGGCGUCUCGCAGACGGCGACCAGCCGCGGUCUUCCACCUGCUGCAAGUGAUACCGCCCGAAGCAGAGUGUGGGACUGUGGCGCGAUGCGGCGCGCGGAUGAGGUAUGACUCACACAAAUACGUAAACUAGUGUAUUACGAGGACAGCAAAACCUUACCUAUUUUAAUUUUUGUUUUUUAUAAAAGUGAUAUCCGGAUAUAUGAUGCUAUACAUAGUCUUUCAAAUUUUGAUUUACAGUAAUUUCCUUUAAAUUAAUGUAUUGAAGGUUAGAUUAGAUAAUUUAAUCUAAAUUCUGUACAUAGAAAUAUCCCUCUUUUCUUCAACUAAUAAAGUCUAAAGAAGGAUUUUCACAAUUAAUGUGAUGUUAUUUUACACAUAUUAAAUACAAAUUAUUUAGUGAAUGAAAUGAUACAAUUAUUAGGCUGUUUUAAAUCGGUAAAAUAUAUUUUCUCUGGAAAGCUUGCCUGUUGAAGAUUUGUCAGUUUACACGAAACGUAACGAAAUUAUAUAUACACACCUUAAAUAUAUUUGUUUUUUUUUUUACAAUAUUCUUCUUUAUAAAAUUUCAGAAUAACUUAUCACGUCAUUAUUAUGAUAAUUCAAUGCAAUAAAUAUACUUAAACAACUUGCUAAAGUGAUCUCCCUCUGUACUGGUUAAAACACUGUUAAGGUAGAAAGGCCUUUCUGUAGGAGGCUUUAAAAAAGUAAGGGGAUUUUUGUAGAAUGAAUGUAUCUAUCUGCCCUUUUUUAUAUUCCUAAAAUAAUUGUAAAGAUAAAAUAAGGAAGUACCAAUAAUAAAAAAGAGAAACCAAGCCAUAAUUGCCUUUGUCUUAUACUGUAAAGUAAAUCUAAUAAAGUAUGUUUUUUAAUAUUCUUCUGUUUAAAUGAUUUUUUUAUUUGCUCAGGUCACGGCUUCGUUAGGCUGGGUACACGAAACACCUUAUCAUUAUUGUUAUUUACACUUUGUUUGGUAGCGGACCAAGCAUAAUUGAUAAUUAUUAAAAGCUCUCAUCUGUGCAUAAUAUAACCGAACUUAUUUCUCGCAAAAACGCUUUUACAAACGUUACUCGACAAAGUGUAUAUACCUCGCCAUUCUCAGACUGGAAUAUUUGACAACUACAAUCUCUGUUGAUUUCCUUUUUAUUGUCUAUUCUAGUAAUUGCCCUAUAAUUCAAAUGUUAACCUGUUAUCAAAUGUAUUGUUGUUGAACAUGGCCAGUCGAGAAUAGCGUCAAUCAUUUACGGAUAUGUUAACGAAUUGGUAGGAUUACUGUAUAUUACCCGUCGAUAGUCGUCCAUUGAAUGCGACUGGUGCUUUGUUCGCUUAUGACAUCACAAUAGAGAUAGCUGUUAUAUCUAGAUGCUACAAGGUUUUGAAUUUGUAAAAAAAAGCUAUUUUAAUAACACUUCCGUAGUGCCGUAUUCAAUGGACAGACUAUCGUUAUCAUUUGUUUGCCGUACCGCGACUAGAGAUCACCUUUAGUUAAUAUAGAUAAAAUUAGAACGCCUUCGUUAGUUUAUACUCUAAUAUUCAGUGAAAGUAACAUAUGUAUAAUUUUGUUAUAAGGGUAUUUGUACUAUGUGGCAGUUCUAGCUGUAUUUUACUAUCGCAUUCCAAUGGGGUGUAGACGAGGUCAAUUCUGUUGUUAGGAUGUGAACACAAUCCAAUGCAUAAUUAGAAUUAAUAUAACCUAAAUUCUGGUUGAUGGCAACAGUAUCUUAAAUAGUGAAAAAUCAGAGCCAAACUUUACACAUAAACAACAGAACUGACAUGAGUCAGUUGUUGAGACCCAAAAUAAUAAAAGUGCAUUAAAAAGAUUUCAUAUUCCUUUGUAGAAGUCUGGGUUGUCUAUGCUCUAUCCUUUUUUCUUCGUAUACUGAUAAUUUUCGUAACCUAAGAAUAAGGAAUGAAUUUUCAUCUGUAAAAUAUUAUGAGAACUAAAAUAGUGAUUGUAACAUAAUUGAAUUUUAAUCAUUAUUGCACAUGUAUGUAUGUAGCAGUGCCGCUUAUUUAUUAUCUGUCAAUUAUGGUCUUCUUUUAUAUAUAUAUAUAUAUAUAUCCCAUUAUUUAUGCUCGAUAAUAAUAGACAACUCCGUAUAUAAAAGUAAAAACAAUGAAUUUCUACCUAGAGGGCAUAACUAAUCAAAUCAAUUUUAUACUAAGCCUUACAUUACAAAUGUAAUUUCAUUCAAGAAUGAAGUGCUUUUAGGCUUUUAAAAUCAUUUUUUGGUGUAAUGUCUUGUGUUUAAUAUAUAUUUGUUUCGAAAAAAUAAUAUUAAUUCAUGAAAUAUGGCAUAUAAAAAUUAGACAUCAUACCACAAAAUGUGCAAUACUUAGUAGUAAUCAGACCGUCUCCUGUUUAAAAAUGUCUAAAUUAAUAUAAUCCAGUAAAAUAUAAUUGACAUUAAAUAUAAUCUAUCUGGUUUAAAAGGACCAUAAAGCUUAAAAACAGGAUGCGGUAUGAUCCUUUAUAGUUAUAUGUAGACGUUAUCAGAACAUUCAUGUAAUGAAAUUAAAACAAGCGGAGAUGGAAGGUCAUAUAUAGUAUGUUUUUGUAUUGUGUAAAUAUUUUGGAUUUAUUAAGAUUAUUAUAUUGAAUAAAAAAAUAUUGUAAAUGA